This is a messenger RNA of Styela clava, 921 nucleotides long. RefSeq lists its product as uncharacterized. The record is from RefSeq and is a predicted model, not a curated record. NCBI's taxonomy places the organism in Eukaryota, Metazoa, Chordata, Ascidiacea, Stolidobranchia, Styelidae. Gene Ontology annotation, cellular component: membrane.
UUUCAAAAAUUUCUGCAACUAUCCAUGUUUUGGCAUCAUUGGUUUAUUGUGAUUUGUUUGACGGCGAAACUUUAUAUUAUUGUUGUAGUGUUUUUGCAACCAUGUCCACUUCCACAGUAUUCUGUUUUUUCUGUUUGACGACGAUUUAUUCCAUCGAUGGCCCGAUUUGCUAUGAUUGGGGAGAUGAAGUUACGGCCUGCUCUAGAAUGAGGCCCAAGAUAUACGACGAGAUGACGGAAAUCGCCGACAAAGAAUAUUUCCGUGUUGUUCCGAAUUCCAAGACUUUUUAUCCGGGUGGAAAGUUAUAUAUUCGCGUGUUUGGGAAAAGCCAAUUCUAUAAUGGAAUCAUAAUGUCGGUUGUUCAUACCUCUGGCGAUGGAAAAACUGAAGGUGUUUGGAAAGAAUCGCACCAAACUAAAUACAGAACAUUUGGUUGCGACGGAAUCCCUAAUUCGGGAAUUGCGGAAGCAAACGACACUAAGCACGCAAUGCCGAUUGAAGCAGAUGUGCUGGUCUGGAAAGCUCCUAACUCGUGCGAUUUCAGCAAACCCUUCUACGAUUUGAUGGCAACUGUCGUCAAAUCACACACGGAAAUUUUAACUGAUUUAUCAGUAAAGCUUGAAUGCGUUCCAAGACCGACGAUUGAACUCGAUCUUUCCUGCGGAUCCGCCUUUGCGCAAGAUUAUACUUUGAUGACAUCGAUGAACACAUCAUUUGAAACUGAUUUUGGUGGAUGGUGGAAUGAUCCGAGCGCAGCAUUGAGAUGAACGCGCCUGAGUGGAUCGACUCCAUCACCGAAAACAGGACCUUCGGCUGCACAUGAUGGAGUAAACUACGUGUAUGCUGAAGCGAGUUUUCCUGCGGCAAAUGGAGAAAUAGCUAUUCUAAAUAGUCCUCCAGGAUUACGCGGAUGCUUUUGCA